AUGAUCGCAAGACCGGUGCUGGCGUCGGCUUCUCCCCUGGCGUCUCUUGAUGGUUUCCCUUCUCUUGCUCAGUUCAUCGCUAGCGAUCCAGAUCAUACCUCGUUAGUCUUCAGGCGACUCGACAGGCUUGCCGCAAGAAACCUGCUAUAUAUUCAAAGUGAGCUAGUGGAACUCGAGACACUCCGAGAUCAUAAAGGGGAAGCAUUGUUGUUUGAAAGCACGCUAGCCACUCCGAAGGCGCCGCCUGUUCGCACUUUCGAAAGCUUCAUGAACACCUCCACUCGACCUGCUGAUGAUACAUACCAGCGAGAUUCGAUAUUCGGUGGGCAUAGCGCAAAACUGUACAGCACCAACGAGGAUUUAGUGCUGCUCAGGGUUUUUGAGCACAGCGACAGACUGACUGCUUUUCCCGAGGAUCGUAUGCCAAUCUUCUUCAUGUCAGGGCGAAGUAGCAACGAUAUGGCAUACGCUUCGCAAAGAGGUAUUGCCAGAUUUGUGACGAUAGUCAGCAUCAUACUCUCCGUCGUACUGUUGUUCAGCGCCAUCAAUACGCUCUUUCAACAUGACGAAAAACUCAUCGUCGUUGGGAUGUAUGUCAUUCUGUUUGCCAGUAGCGUCGGGCUGCUGACUACAGCGAAGAAGGCGGAUAUAUUUGCGGCGACUGCAGCGUAUGCUGCGGUACUGGUUGUGCUUGUGAGUGGAAAUCUGGGGUCGGCAUCAUGUGAAGCCUCUGGGCAAGUUUGA
Macroventuria anomochaeta is the source of this 744-nucleotide messenger RNA. RefSeq lists its product as uncharacterized. The record is from RefSeq and is a predicted model, not a curated record. NCBI's taxonomy places the organism in Eukaryota, Fungi, Ascomycota, Dothideomycetes, Pleosporales, Didymellaceae. The transcript has 5 exons. Bases 1 to 744 code for a protein of 247 amino acids.